Molecule: messenger RNA, 1087 nt
Organism: Humulus lupulus (European hop)
Lineage: Eukaryota; Viridiplantae; Streptophyta; Magnoliopsida; Rosales; Cannabaceae
Exons: 6
Coding region: 1-681 (226 amino acids)
Biological process (GO): protein import into nucleus; RNA export from nucleus
Cellular component (GO): nuclear pore inner ring
Molecular function (GO): structural constituent of nuclear pore
Source: RefSeq, a predicted model, not a curated record
AUGGCUGCUCAUCAGAUAUGCAUACAAGUAUGGUUGGCUGUUUCGCUUCUGGUUGAUGCCCUGGGUGCAUCUGCACAGGCUUUGACUUCAAGUUAUAUGUCUAAAGGUGACUAUAAGACAGUGAAGGAAAUUGCUUACUAUGUGCUGAAGGUUUCUUCUCAUUUUUCCGUAAUUGAUGUCCAAGAGAUGGAUGCAAUAGUGUCAAGUUUUAAUGGUUUUGAAACUAAGGAAGCAGGCCCACUAAUUCUAACAUGGGCAGUGUUUCUUUGUCUGAUUUCAUCACUUCCGAGAAAAGAAGAAAACAAUGUUCUAAUGGAGAUUGAUCAUAUUAGCUAUGUUCGUCAAGCUUUUGAAGCUGCAUCUUUGAGAUUUUUUCUUGAGAUCCUCGAGAGUGACUUAUUAAAUGAGUCAGAUGGUCCUGUUGCUGGUUAUCGAAGUGUAUUGAGAAAUUUUAUUUCUGCAUUUAUUGCAUCUUAUGAGAUCAAUAUUCAGCUGGAAGACAGUACCCUUAAUUUGAUAUUGGAUAUUCUUUGCAAAGUUUAUCGGGGAGAGGUUUGGAUGCAUAAUGAUUGUCUUUCAGGAUCAUUUAUUGAUUAUUUUGUUGAUUUUUCAUUUGUGGUUCUAUUAAAGUUGACAUUUUUCUUUUCCUUCGUAGUUUUUUUAUUGGAUUUAUUGCUUUAAAUUUUUCAGGAAUCACUUUGCCGUCAGUUUUGGGACAGAGAAAGUUUUGUUGAUGGUCCUAUUCGGUGUCUUCUUUGAGGACUAUGGAACUUAUUUGCCUUUUAUCAUCCCUAUCUAGAGGAACUUGGCCAGCAGAAUGUGUGUAAGUUUCUUUAUUUCUUUGCAUUGGGUUGAGGAUUCUACAGUAAUUUCUGUACGUUUGUAAACACUACACUGUACUAUAUCAGCGUAAUUGACUGCGAAUCUGUAUCACUGUUUUGUAAUUACUUGUUAGUGCCCAAAUAACUUAAGGUCUAGAUUUUAGUACCUGUUUGAGCUCCAUAUUCUAUUACACCUCUCCUUUAAAUGAAAUAUGAGAUUCGAUGGAUCUACCCUAGAAAUAAUAGUAUCAUUCUAAAUGCUUUUG